CCGAGCGUACUGUCGCAGAAUUGGCGUUUGAGGCUACGUGAGAUUGCUGCGAGUGGAUUUAAGAAUCCCGCGUGGUGGGAAUUCUGUGACUUGAGAUGUGGUUUGUGAUGCCGGCUUCCUAGAAUAAGGCCACUCCUAUAAAGGAAAAAAGUAGGUCUCAAGCCCGGAAAUUCAUCCUUGCUAAGGAUACCCUUGAUGAGACACCAUUACCAGGAUUUCAGGACAGAUCCUAAAUGUGGUGGCCACUUCCUAAAAGCUGUUAAAAAUGACCAAGUCCCAGGGCUUAUUGUCAUUCAAUGAUGUGGCUGUGGAUUUCACCUGGGAAGAGUGGCAGCUGCUAGACACUGUUCAGAAGAACCUCUACCGGGAUGUGAUGUUGGAAAAUUAUAGCAACCUAAUAUCAUUGGGUUAUCAAGUUACCAAGCCAGAACCAGUGAUGCACUUGGAGAAAGGAAAAGAAAAAGAAAAAGCAGUAGUAGAGAGGGAAUUCCCAAGUCAGUGUGGUCCUGAAGUAAUGUGGCAAGUUUAUGAUUGGCAUCGGGAAGAUAACGGGAAGGGUGGACCUGUGGAGAGAGAUCAUGAAAACAAUGCAUUGGGAAAAAUAUUUCCUUUGAGCAAAAACUUUGUUUCAUUUACACAAAGACCCCAUAAAUGUGUCUCAAGAGGAAUAAGUUUGAAACAAAAUUCAGACCCAAGUUAUCAGAGUAAAAGCUAUGCAGAAAUGAACUCUGAUGAGUUAAAUGGUUAUGGGAAGUCAUUUUUCCAUACUCUACAUGAAACCUCCCACCCUCGAGCCCAGUACUAUGAACAUAAUUUAUGUGUGAGGUCUUUCAGCACAGUAACAAAUCUUAAAAGACAUCACAGAAUUCACACAGAAGGGAAACCUUAUGAAUGCAGUGAAUGUCCCAGAUCCUUCAGGUAUAAGUCAAAGCUCAUAAUACACCAGGGAACCCAUACAGGAGAGAAGCCAUACAGAUGCAGUGAAUGUCAGAAAGGUUUCAGUACAAAAUGUCAUCUCACUCUGCACCAGAGAACUCAUACAGGAGAGAAACCGUAUGAAUGUAUCGAGUGUCAGAAAUCCUUUAGAACAAAAUAUCAUCUCAUUCUACACCAUAGGACUCAUACAGGAGAGAAACCCUAUGAAUGCAAAGAAUGUGGAAAAGCUUACAGGGAAAAGACGAAGCUCAGAUUACAUUACAGAACACAUACAGGAGAGAAACCUUUUGAGUGUAGUGAUUGUGGGAAAGGUUUUAUGCAAAAGUCAAACCUGAUUAUCCAUCAAAGAAUCCAUACAGGAGAGAAACCCUAUGGAUGUAAAGAAUGUGGAAAGGCCUUCUGUAGUAAGUCUCAGCUUGUUGUUCACCAGCGAAAUCAUACAGGAGAAAAAUCCUAUGAAUGCAGGGAAUGUGGAAAGGCCUUCUGUAGUAAGUCUCAGCUUGUUGUUCACCAGCGAAAUCAUACAGGAGAAAAAUCCUAUGAAUGCAGGGAAUGUGGAAAAGCCUUCAAUAAAAACUUACACCUCAUAACACAUCAGAAAAUUCAUAUCAGAGAGAAACCUUAUGAAUACAGUGAAUGUGGAAAAGCUUUUGUACACACAUCACAGCUCAUUCUACAUCAGAGAAAUCAUACAGCAAGAACACCUUAUGAAUGUGAGGGAUGCGGGAAAGCCUUUAAUAAAAAGUCACACUUCAUAACCCAUCAGAGAAUUCAUACGGGAGAGAAGCCUUAUGAAUGCAGUGAAUGUGGGAAGGCUUUUAUAGACAAGUCACAGCUUAUUGUUCAUAGAAGAACUCAUACGGGAGAGAAACCUUAUGAAUGCAAGGAAUGUGGGAAAGCCUUUAAUAAAAAGUCAUCCCUCAUAACACAUCAGAGAAUUCAUACGGGAGAGAAACCUUAUGAAUGCAGUGAAUGUGGAAAAGCUUUUAUAGACAAGUCCCAUCUCAUUGUCCAUCAGAGAACUCAUACAGGAGAGAGACCCUAUGAAUGCAGUGAAUGUGGAAAAGCUUUCAUACGAAAGGCAAUGCUCAUUGUCCAUCAGAGGACACAUACAGGAGAGAAACCCUUCGUAUGCCUUGAAUGCCAAAAAGCCUUUAGCAGUAUGGCAAUGCUCAGUAGACAUCAGUUGAUUCAUACAGGAGAGAAACCCCAUGGAUGCAGUGAAUGUGGGAAGGCUUUCCGCCAAAAAAGCCAUCUUAUUAUCCAUCAACGAUGCCAUACUGGAGAGAAACCCUAUGGAUGCAUUCCAUGCGGUCAAAUCUUCAACCAGAAGUCACAGCUCAUUAGACAUCAGAGACAUCACACAGGAGAGAAACCAUAUCAGUGCACUCAAUGUGGGAAACCCUUUUUUGAGAAAUCAUACCUCAGUGUCCAUCAGAGAAGUCAUGCAGGGCAGAAACCUUAUCAAUGUGGUGAGUGUGGGAAAACUUUCUCUGUCAAGUUCUUUCUCACUUCACAUGAGGAAAUUCAUACAUGAAAACAAUCCCAGGAACACAGCACUGGGAAGACUUUAGUGAGAUGCCAGAUCUCCCUGAAUAUAAGAAAAUUCACACGAGAGUCACCCUAUGAAUGCAGGGAAAGUUAGGGUACUUUUCCAUUAAUUUUGGCCUUUGUAAGUUUCAAAACUUACCCAGAAGAGAAAUCUUUUAAAUGCAGUGAAUAUAGGAAAAUUAUCUACUACCAAUGUAGCCUCAUAUUUCAUGAGAAAAAAGGCAGUAUGAAUGAAAAGUUGAAAUCUCUUCUUGAGACGAGAUCCCAUUAUACAUCGCACAAAUGAAACCUUUGGGUACAACAAAUGUUUUUGAUAGGCUAUCAUAAAGUAGUCAGUUUUCACUGUGGAAAAAAAUCUCACAAAUAUUGUGAAUUCUUGAGUAGCUUCCAAACAAAUGAGUCUUCAUACCAAGGAAUACAGAUGGCUGAAGACUUGUGAUAAGGGAUGCCUCUGGCAUGAAGUCCAAACUUACCAUGCAUGAGAUAAUAUUUUUUUAAGGAGAAUUAGUAGAGUGUAAUGAUGGUGGGAAAGUUUAUUUACAUAUAAACAACUUCAUAAUAAAAAUUUUGAUCAUUGCAUUACCAUGUAUUUAUACAGAAUGUAACACAAAGUAGUCAGUUAGGAAGAGCAGAUAACUUUAGCAUGCCAAAGGACACUUUGUUUCAUGUUUGAAUAUAUUGUAUAGUCAAAGAAGUAAAUUAAGAAAGGUCCCAGAUGUAUGUAUUUGCUUUGUGUCUGAGUAUUUUUGUAGAACAUGUAUAUG
Eubalaena glacialis (North Atlantic right whale) is the source of this 3251-nucleotide messenger RNA. Its product is annotated as zinc finger protein 268-like. Gene Ontology annotation, biological process: regulation of transcription by RNA polymerase II. The transcript is spliced from 5 exons. The coding region runs from base 266 to 2473 and encodes 735 amino acids. Lineage: Eukaryota; Metazoa; Chordata; Mammalia; Artiodactyla; Balaenidae. The record is from RefSeq and is a predicted model, not a curated record. Gene Ontology annotation, molecular function: RNA polymerase II cis-regulatory region sequence-specific DNA binding; DNA-binding transcription factor activity, RNA polymerase II-specific.